GACGCUGGCUUGGAGAUCGUCGCGCCGCAGGAGGGCAGCUACUGCGCCGUCCACUUCUGCGAGAGCUGUCGCGACUGGUUCGCGGCGAGCCUUCCGAACGUCUCUUUCGAGGACGUGGCGAGGGAGAUGCAGGGCGACGAAGCCAAGGCCACGGAGAUCUCCGACGCCAUCAACGGCGACGCGGACGCGGACGAGGCGAAUGGCGGCGAGGAUGAGGAGACGUUAAACGUGGCCGCUUACCAGCACGAGGAGAUUGGCACUUGGAUUCAAGACGAGUUCGACCUCUUGUCCUACACGGACGUCGCGUCGAUCACGGGCAAGACCCCAGCCCAGAACAAGCUGAAACCAAUCAAACGAAAGGCCCCCACUGGCAACAUUGAGACGCGUUACCCUUUUGCUACUCGCAAGUUCCCUCGGCUCUUGGUGUUCACCAAGCAGAGCUCGGCACUCAACGCUGACAUCGCGAAGCCUUGCCCCAGGAAGUUCGCCAGCCAGGGGUCUAUGAUCUUGGGGGCGAUGCGCAAGGCCGAUGCAGCAUCGAGUGGCGUGGGUAGCUGGUGCCGACUGCACUGCUUGGACGACGAUUCGGUUCAGCCUGGCUUCGCGCCGCCUCCAGACCGCAACAAUCCGAUGGUGUCUCCAGCGGCUACCAAGCAGAAGAUCGUUGCAACUCCUCCUUCGGCUUCGGGCCAGCCAGCUUCCGGAGUGACUGAGAUCGUCCCGUUCACUGGCACGGACAGCGGCGACUCGGUCGAGUUCAUCGGUGGGCAAACGGCUUCCGAGAGCAUGGGCACGGACUCCCAAGCUGAGCUUGCGAUCGCACUCACGGAGAGCAAGAACGAUAGCUUGGCGGCCAUGCACUGGCCCACGCUUACCAAGCCGAGGAAGGUCGAGCACCUGCAGGUCGUGAAGUCUCCAACAGGCACCGUGCAACAUUGGAUUGAGCGCAGCCCGCUGGAGGAAGUCCAGCUCGGAGACGGCAAGCAGAGGGAGAGGAACCAGCUCGAUAUACUCAAGCGCAAGGUCAGCACAUCCGAGCUCAACCAGAUCGAGAACCAUUGGAAGCUCAUCGAUGCGGCGAAGGAUACGUGGACCCACCAUCUGAUGGAAGCCACGCCAACACGCAUGGACGAGAUCGGUAGAGCGAUCCGGAAGUCGGGGUACUCGCUGACCCCAGCUUGUCAGCUGAACUUCCUGCACGUCCACUACAGUCGAGCCUGGGAUGCCCCCAUUGAAUCUUCUGAUACAGCGCGUUACAUUGGUGACAUCAUGAGCCUGCUCCGCCUGUGGCGUACAACCGACGAAAAGUUCGACCAUGCCAAGCCCUGCCUGGGGGCUGUUGAUAUGAGCGACUCGCAGUGCAACGAGUACUUCUUGAACUACGUGGUGGACAGGAUCGCUACCUUGUUCCUCGCUGACGAGACGAAGGCGGCCCUUGCCGUGGAGUUAUGUAGUUCUCUGCUCAAGGCGUGGGAGUUACCAGAAGAGGAUGCGAUCAUUUCCAGGGCUCGCUGUGAAACCCUUGUUGCCAUCAAGAGGGUGGCGAGUGUCGUUGUGUUCCUUGACGACAUGGGCAGCGCCCUGCAGGAGGACAUGCACGGGGUCUUCGAUGACGUUCUCGAGCUGGAGUCGCAGAGGCACCAGAGCAGACAUCCCACGAUCUUCUCGGUCACGGGUGCUGCAUUGGCCUCGUCUCUCUACUGGGGUUCCAAGCUCGAGAAGGGGGCGAAUAAUGCCAAGAAGAUGAAGGAGAUCUCAACGGCCGAGAUCGCGAAGCUGCUGAAGCUCGUCGACAUGGUGCCGAAGAUCGAGGUUGAGAUGGAUGGCACUGGGGCCGCUCGGAAAUAUGAGGGUGAAGUUGUCGCCAAAGUCGUGGACGCGUCAAGGCGGCUGGUCGGCAUGGCGAGAGACAUCCCCCAGACUGACGCUGAGGAGCGAGAUCGGAUCAUGGUUCUCUUCACGGCGUUUGCGGAGGUCAUCUCGUUGUGCUCAAGGGUUUGCGCGCAGUCGGAGUCGAUCAAGGUCGCCCUUAUGACAUUCAAGACUGCUCGGGGCAACUUCACCGCUGACUUGAAGUUUGCCGCUCUCCGUGACUCGAUGGACAAGUUCUUGGCAAAUGCUUGCGAGGGUCUCGGCGUGAACGUCUUCCACGCCCUGUCGGAGCUGCGCGGACAGGAGUUGCCGAUCGACAUUGGCGACAAGCUGUCCAAGUGCGUCGAGCUCCUGUUGAGCUCGGGCCUGCUCUUCGACAAGGAGUGCAUGUGCCCGCAGUGGCUGGGCAUCAUAGAGGGCAUGCGCCACGUCCAAUCAUCGGGUCUUUCGGAGAAGUGGAAGCCCGUACUGACCGUUCUGGCGGCUUGGAAGGCCACCUGCGAUUGCGUGAAAACGAUUCGCAAGUUGGGCGCUGAGCCCGAGAGUAGGAUCCUCCAGAAGAGCUUCGCUGGAUGUCUGCAGGACCUCCAGACGGCCGAGCACAAGUUCAGAGUCUCGCUCGAGAAGCCCGCUGUGAAGGAGUUGUUGCCUGAGGACGCUGACCAGACCUUGCAGACCUACGGCGGUGACUUCACGUCGUGCCUGAAGGGGCAUGCUGAGGCCCACGUCGCCUUCCUUGGCAAGGUCGCCAAGGCCUCCAGCGACGUUCUGACCACCAUGGUGCGCGACGUGGGCAUGGAACAGCUCAUGGAUGCCAUUUCCACCGACACAGUGAACGGCGCCAUGACCAAGAACAGCGACUACCUCGACGAGUUCAGCUUCGAGUCCUCGAUCGUUGCGAUUCGCAAGAUGAUCAAGGCAUGGCUCGAGGACCAUGAGGUCUUCGAGGAGGCCGCGAACGCCAACGGCAGCACGGCUGCCGACGAUUCUGAUUUCCCGAGUGUGUUGAAAAUGGUGUCCACUAGGCUUCUCGUUGCUUCGGUUCUGAAAGUUUCCAGGGCGUACCCAGAUCGUUUCGCGCGCAGGGAGGCGAUGCUCAAAGUACAGUCUGCAAUCCGCGAGGUGAAACUCACCCCCAGUUGCCUUGGUGAGCACGUCCUUGCCGCAUACAAGAGUGCAUUGAACAUCUGA
This is a messenger RNA of Prorocentrum cordatum, 3063 nucleotides long. Lineage: Eukaryota; Dinophyceae; Prorocentrales; Prorocentraceae. The record is from the annotation of a GenBank genome assembly.